CUCAUAUACAAUUACAAGAUCUCGAUGAUGCGAGUGAUAUUCCUAUUGUAAUUGAACAUGAAGCCUUUACUCAAUUGAAAAAUAUACUUUUACUAAGUGGAAAAUCUCUAAAAGAUUUUCCCGAUAUGCCAAUUCCUCUAUCACUUCAAAUAUCA
Messenger RNA from Racocetra fulgida, 155 nucleotides. The record is from the annotation of a GenBank genome assembly. NCBI's taxonomy places the organism in Eukaryota, Fungi, Glomeromycota, Glomeromycetes, Diversisporales, Gigasporaceae.